This is a messenger RNA of Erinaceus europaeus (western European hedgehog), 823 nucleotides long. It is a transcript of the gene CATSPERZ, whose product is annotated as catsper channel auxiliary subunit zeta. Bases 84 to 686 code for a protein of 200 amino acids. Gene Ontology annotation, biological process: flagellated sperm motility; sperm capacitation. NCBI's taxonomy places the organism in Eukaryota, Metazoa, Chordata, Mammalia, Eulipotyphla, Erinaceidae. The record is from RefSeq and is a predicted model, not a curated record. The transcript is spliced from 5 exons. Gene Ontology annotation, cellular component: CatSper complex; sperm principal piece.
GCUGGUGCGUGACCGCCCCCCCCCCGCCCCCGCACAGUCGUCCCAAGGCCUGGAAGGUGAUUCGGUCCGUUAGGGUCGGAGCCAUGGCGGAAAAGCCUCCAGAAAAUGAGGACAGCCGCCCCCCGCGCGGGCCCAGCGUCCCCGACAUCCGCAACCUGUGGACCAUCUCCUCGCUGUCGCAGAUGAACCCGGCCGACAGGGUGCCGGCCGCCUACCAGGACAGGCCCGGCCCGUCCAGCGACACCCAGAGCCAGGCGGGCCACGACUCGGAGGUGGACUGGGAGGAGUUCAGGGACCCCGAGAGCUUCUCGGACAGCGACGUGGACGAGCUGGACGAGCGCACGAUGCUCCGCCUGCGGCUGCGGCUGCGGCGCGGCAGCUCCAUGAGCUCCCACCUGGGGCAGGAGAAGGUCUCCAAGAUGGAGCAGGAUAUAUCUUCCUCAUUGUCCUCGAUCAGCUUCUCCAAGCAUGCUCCCCAUCAAGCCUACUGGGUGGAGCAGCUGAACAGGCUGCCACUGCCUCUGGGGGAACUCAUGGAGAGUGAAGUUCUGGAGAUCCUCACCAAAGCCCUCAAGAGCUACAAGAAGGGGAUCGGCCCAAACCACUUCCUGACCUUGGAGCUCGAGCGGCACAUCCAGGAGCUCCGCAGGCGCCGCACCAGGAAACUCCGCGCCCUGGCGAAGUGAGCGGGAGCACCGCCUCGGGGCCCGGCCCUGCCCGGCCCGGCCCCGUCCCCGUCCCCGUCCCCGUCCCCGUCCCCAGACCCAUGCCCCGACCCGCACACGUGGAAUGGCAGCCCAGAGAAAUAAAAAUGUAAGCCUGG